This is a messenger RNA of Drosophila biarmipes, 2277 nucleotides long. Its product is annotated as polycystin-2-like. Gene Ontology annotation, molecular function: calcium ion binding; calcium channel activity. The coding region runs from base 65 to 2245 and encodes 726 amino acids. Gene Ontology annotation, biological process: detection of mechanical stimulus. The record is from RefSeq and is a predicted model, not a curated record. Gene Ontology annotation, cellular component: membrane. The transcript has a single exon. NCBI's taxonomy places the organism in Eukaryota, Metazoa, Arthropoda, Insecta, Diptera, Drosophilidae.
AGUACUUUCCAAAUCUACAUAGAAAAAUCAGAGAUUGGGCAGAAGCUGUGAAAAUACGCAAGCAAUGGCGCGGAAAAACAGUAACGUCAUCUUCUAUGUGACCCUGAUAAUAAUAGCCCUGUGUGGCUUCUGCAUCUGGACAUUCUCCGGCAUCAAUCAUGAAGACGCCAAGUUCAAUAUGAUCCUGCUGGCAUUCCUGGCGGUAACGGUAUUACAGAUCCUGGUUUACACGCCCAUCAAGUACACCAUAAUGUCCAUCGAUGCAGCCUGCUGGCCAGAUCAUCAGCCCCCCGUGACGCCCGACAAAAAUGCCAAGGUGGAGACUCUAAUGGACAAGGUAAGACUGAGACUUCGGAGGCUGAAGAGUGAGCUGAUGAUCACGGAGAGCCACCGAAAUGAGCAGCUCAACCUGAGGUACCGCCUGCUGGAAGGAGAACUUGUUUUAACCGGCAUGCUAUUUUUAAUCAUUUUCGGCAUGGCCAUGGUGUUGAUCGACCAGUUGCUUUACUUCAACACGGAAGCCGUUGAGAACCUCUUCGAGCUCGACCGGAAAUAUGAGGUGGGACUAUCGCAGAUGAUAACUCUGCCGGAGGUCUAUACCUUCAUCGAGUUGUGCCUGAUCAUGGCCUUUACUGAUGAGAGCAACACAGGUCACGGGGCGCCCUGGAUUCAUGCGGAGCCCGCCCGGAUGCUGGGUGUGGUAAGGUUAAAGCAGCUGAGAACAGAGAACAGACGCGUGGGCCUAAACAAACCGGUUUUCACCGACAAGGACUUUUCGGAAGGUUGGUUGCCAUAUAAAAAGGCUCCCUAUACGGACAAGUACUGGCCGAUCUACGAGCCCUGGAUGUCGGGGGUCUACAGCAUUCAGGAGAAGCUCAUGGGCGACACCUACCAUGGUCAUUAUAUUACCUAUCCGGAAGCGGAGGGAUACCAAACACUUCUCUCCGACACCCGGAGGAAAAGCCAGAUGAUUCUUCAAUACUUGAAGGAGAAGAAAUGGCUGGAUUACAAUACGAGUGCCCUAUUUAUGGACUUUACUCUGUACAAUGCGGAUGCAAACAUCUUUAGCGUGUGCAGAUUGUGGAUAGAGCAACUUCCCUUCGGCAACAUCCACUCGCACAUAGAUAUCGAUAGUGAGAUUUUCGUGGAGCAACUGCGGCACAUGUCUAGUCUUGGAAUGAUUGUGCUGUUCACCUUCGUUAUUGUAUGGCUGCAGUUCGCUAAGGUGUUCUUUGUCAAGGUCUGGUUCGAGCCCCGUCUGUUAAAGACCCUGUGGAUCCAGGUCGACGCCCUGAUCAUUAUACUCACUCUCUUGGUUUCAGUCAUCUUAGGGAUCCGGGAUAACUUGAUUCAAUCAAUGUUAGAAAAAAUUGAAAUCUGCGUACUGGUGGAGUUUAUAGAUUUUCGAAAACCUGAGCGACUCACGUUCUUCGCCGAUAUUCUGAAGGGUUUUUCCAUAGCUCUGGUCACCAUGCGACUGUGGAAGGUGAUGCAGUUUUCCGGCACCUUUCAGCUGUUCACCAAAAGCUUUGCCAUGGCUUGGCAAGCGCUUAUUUGGACGACGGUAGUAACCAUCAUAUUCAUUGUCGCCAUUGCCCUCGUCAAUGUCACAAUCAACGGCAGUCACAUCUACAACUUCAUGGACUUGACCAAGGGCGUUGUAACUGUCAGUUGUUUUGCCUUCGGAUUUACUGACGUGGUGGAUCCGACAGAUCUAUUUUUCGGCGGAGAUCUGAUGGGCAUUAUAUUAUAUGCCGUAAUGGGGCUUGUGGCCAAGUACUUGCUGAUCAAUUUGAUUAUAUCCAUGAUGAGGGAUCAAAUGGCAAUCGCCAAGGCGGACAGGGAUAGAAAAGUAUUGCAUCGCAUAUCGUUUUGGCAAUUUCUUCGCGUUGAAUAUGCCGAUUGUAUUAAUUUCAUUCUGAAAGUGGCCCACUUAAAAAAGAGGUAUUACCGGGAAAACCGAACAGUGGCAGAAAAUAUUGAUCGAAAAGUUAAGCACCAAGAUCGAAUGGCCGAAAUAAUGAAUAUAAGUCAACAUCACCCAAAAAUUAUCCCCGAAAAGCAGAGAGAUGAGGAAUUGCUUCAACUGAGAUACAGGGAGCGUAUCGAGCGAACCAUGACUAUGGGCGCAAUUUUGCAAACGCAGAUGGAGCUCUUUGAAAGGCUUAUGUUCGGGGAUGAAGAUGGAAAGCUGCCAAGUUUGGACGCAGCUGAGGAGAAUGUUCCGUCCACUCAAGAAGCCUAAAGGAAAAUAAAUAAAACACACUUUUAAAAAGA